Molecule: messenger RNA, 1342 nt
Organism: Aspergillus aculeatus ATCC 16872
Lineage: Eukaryota; Fungi; Ascomycota; Eurotiomycetes; Eurotiales; Aspergillaceae
Product: FTR1 family protein
Exons: 1
Coding region: 1-1131 (376 amino acids)
Biological process (GO): iron ion transmembrane transport
Cellular component (GO): plasma membrane; high-affinity iron permease complex
Molecular function (GO): ferrous iron transmembrane transporter activity
Source: RefSeq, a predicted model, not a curated record
AUGGUCAAUGUCUUUGCUGUCCAGGUCUUCUUCAUCGUUUUCCGCGAGUGUCUCGAAGCGGUGAUUAUUGUUUCGGUGCUCCUCGCCUUCCUCAAACAGAGUCUGGGCCAGCCACACCAGGACCAGGGCAUCUACAAACGGCUGGUGCGGCAAGUAUGGGCAGGCUCGAUAACCGGCAUAGUCUGCUGCUUGAUUAUCGGUGGCGCGUUCAUCGGUGUCUUCUACGGGUUGGGCCAUGAUAUUUGGUCCAACGCCGAAGAUCUCUGGGAGGGUAUUUUCUACCUGAUCGCAACCGUCAUCGUAACCGUCAUGGGUCUGGCUCUGCUACGCAUCAACAAGACCAAAGAGCAGUGGCGCAUCAAAAUCGCCAAGGCGCUCGUUGAGAAGAGCAAGCACCAUCGAAAGUCCAAGUGGCUCGGGGACUGGGCCCGUCGCUACGCCAUGUUCCUCCUUCCAUUCAUCACUACCAUGCGUGAGGGUGUCGAAGCGGUUGUCUUCGUCGGUGGCGUCUCGCUCGGCUACCCGGCUACUGCCUUCCCUUUGCCCGUCUUCACCGGUAUGCUGGCCGGGUUGACCUGUGGUUACCUCAUUUACCGCGGUGGUAAUGUGAUGUCCAUCCAGCUCUUCCUCAUUGCUUCGACCUGUGUGCUGUACCUGAUUGCAGCGGGAAUGUUCUCCAAAUCGAUCUGGGAUUUGCAAUACUACGAGUAUCAGAAGGGGGUGGGAUCCGAUGUCGCCGAAGAGGGCAGCGGAGCGGGCUCGUACAACAUCCUCCAGACGGUCUGGCACGUCAACUGCUGCAACGCAGAGACCGACAACGGGUGGGAUGUCUUCAACGCGAUUCUCGGGUGGGAGAACACCGGCACGUACGGUUCCAUCAUCUCGUACAACGUCUACUGGAUCUUCAUCAUGCUGUGCGUGGCCUACAUGCUGUGGGAGGAGCGCUCGGGCAAGCGGUCCCUGCGCGAGCGCAUCCUGAUCGGGCUGGCCAAGGUGCCGGGUCUCAAAUGGUACGCCAAGCCCAAGCUUGCGGCCCUGCAGGAGAACGGAGAGGACAUUGUGCGCCAGGUGCACAGUGGGCUGUUCAACGAGGAGGCCGUGGUGGAGCAGCAGAUGGUGGAGAUGAAGUGAGCAGCGGUGUGCGACAAGGAUCGGAGAGAGGUGGAAAAAAAGUAAAGAUCAACUUCGAUGGCAGAUCGGACACCGCGUCCGUUGUUCUGGUUGAUCGACUGGUUCUGUGUUUUGUUGUUUUCUGCUGUCAGAACAUUCAUCUAUGUCAAAUUACGCUCGGCUACCUGCUUGUCAUCAGAUAAUCUUAAUUGAAUGAGUCAUACUUUGCGAG